CUUGUGACCUUCAAGUGCCAUUAUCCAGCCAUUGUUGGUUGCAUUGCUUUCCAUAUGUCUGUUUGCACUGUUUAGAUUUAUGAAGGCUGAAAAAGUACGACAGUCUUGGCGAAACGUGUACCCCGCAUUGGACAUGAUACGGGAUAUCUCAGGGGAGGGGAAUUGAUCCGACUACGGUAUGAGAGCUACAUCAUUGUAUGGAGUAUUAUAAGUACGGAGGAAAUGUAUUUGUGGUUUGAUGUACGCCAAACGUUGCUCGGAAAUGGAAACGAACGGGGAAUAUACGUGGGAACAAACUUACACGGGCCGUUGUUCAAUUGGUUCGACGAGGGCAGUUAACGAAGUCGAGUAUGUUCUUCGUGAUAUUUUUACGAGGACAGCCGUUCGAGUGCGCGAUGUUCGAGCGGCGCUAGUGUUUGCCAUCGAGGUAUUCGAAGAUGUUGCGCAGGAGGUGUACCAUCUUCACUUGGUGGCACGGGGAGUGCCGCAUGGGCGGGGAAUUGAAGAUGUGCUGGAUGGUGAGCGGCGCUUGGAUGUGUCUUCUCCUCUUCAUAAGAGAACGUUUUCCAACUUCUUUCGAAGUGCAUUCGGCGAGGCAGUACGCAUGGCCUAUGCGCGUUUGGAGUUGAUGUACUCCCAGCCCAUGGAAGGUAGUGGGGUCUGUAUGCUGCUCUUCCAGCGUGGAGCUGACGAUUAUGUUCGUCGCAGAGUGAUGAAAGAUGCUGCCCCCCCGGGCGGGUAUCGCGAGGGUCGGUAUAAGUAUCUUGGUGUGCAGCACGGUGUUCGGCAGGUCGACGUGACUGACUUGGCGGGCUUACUGCAGAGAUCUCUUGAUUUACAAUGACAAUAACGGUAGUCUACAUUAUAUCUUUCGCUGGUAGUGAGGACGUUUAACACACGCGGUGCCCGGGAGAAUUAGCCCUAGGCCAUAAGUUC
Molecule: messenger RNA, 936 nt
Organism: Aspergillus caelatus
Lineage: Eukaryota; Fungi; Ascomycota; Eurotiomycetes; Eurotiales; Aspergillaceae
Exons: 2
Coding region: 239-844 (201 amino acids)
Source: RefSeq, a predicted model, not a curated record